AUGCAGGCGAUGCUGAGGCGCCUGCUGCAUCCACAACGAUGCGUGCGGACGUUCCACACGACCAGCCGAGUGAUGGCAGCCAAGGACAUGACAGUCAGAGAUGCCCUCAACUCGGCUAUGGACGAGGAGAUGGCUAGAGAUCCUACUGUUUUUGUGAUGGGCGAAGAAGUCGGUGACUACCAAGGAGCUUACAAGGUCACUCGUGGCUUGAUUCAGAAGUACGGUCCUGAGAGAGUGAUUGACACACCCAUUACAGAAAUUGGUUUCACUGGCAUGGGUGUUGGCGCAAGCAUGGGAGGUCUCAAACCCAUUGUCGAGUUCAUGACCUUCAACUUUUCAAUGCAAGCAAUCGAUCACAUCAUCAAUAGUGCAGCCAAGAUUAACUACAUGUCUGCUGGAGAUAUUCCUUGCCCUAUUGUUUUCCGUGGGCCAAAUGGACCAGCUGCCGGUGUGGCCGCUCAGCAUUCUCAGUGCUUUGCGUCAUGGUACGGACAUUGUCCUGGUUUGAAGGUGGUCUCUCCCUUUGAUAGUGAGGAUGCACGUGGGCUCCUGAAGGCUGCAAUCCGUGACCCGAACCCGGUUGUAGUUCUAGAGAAUGAGUUGCUGUAUGGCAGUACAUUUCAGCUUUCUGAUGAGGCGCAAAGUCCAGACUUUGUGAUUCCUAUUGGAAAGGCAAAGAUUAUGAGGCAAGGCAAGGAUGUGACCAUUGUCGCGUUCUCUCGGAUGGUUCAAAUGGCUCUUGAGGCGGCAGAGAAACUCGCUCAAGAGGGCAUCAGUGCCGAAGUGAUCAAUCUGAGAAGCAUCAGGCCCCUUGACGUAAAGACCAUCGCGGAUUCGGUUGUGAAGACAAACAGGCUGGUGACUGUCGAAGAUGGAUGGCACAUGUAUGGGGUUGGAUCUGAGAUUGCAGCAUCUAUCAUGGAAUCUUAUGCCUUCGACUACCUAGAUGCGCCCAUGGAGAGAGUGGCUGGUGCUGAUGUCCCCAUGCCAUACGCAAAGAAUCUUGAAGAUGCUGCGAUCCCCCAGGCUGACAACAUUGUGUCUGCGGCGAGGAGAGCUUGUUUUAGGAAGUCAUGAAGACGGCACCUUCUACUUUGUUGAAAUAUUGUCGAGAAGUGAAUAUUUUGUUCACAAAAUUGGUAAGAACGUGGGAAUAUAUGCAUGCUCCCUCUGAGGGUAAUUUAUGAG
Messenger RNA from Guillardia theta CCMP2712, 1188 nucleotides. RefSeq lists its product as hypothetical. Lineage: Eukaryota; Cryptophyceae; Pyrenomonadales; Geminigeraceae. The transcript is spliced from 11 exons. Bases 73 to 1077 code for a protein of 334 amino acids. Gene Ontology annotation, molecular function: pyruvate dehydrogenase (acetyl-transferring) activity. Gene Ontology annotation, biological process: pyruvate decarboxylation to acetyl-CoA. The record is from RefSeq and is a predicted model, not a curated record.